This is a messenger RNA of Heteronotia binoei (common prickly gecko), 1208 nucleotides long. It is a transcript of the gene MRPS12, whose product is annotated as mitochondrial ribosomal protein S12. The record is from RefSeq and is a predicted model, not a curated record. Gene Ontology annotation, cellular component: ribosome; small ribosomal subunit. Gene Ontology annotation, molecular function: structural constituent of ribosome. The coding region runs from base 1 to 942 and encodes 313 amino acids. NCBI's taxonomy places the organism in Eukaryota, Metazoa, Chordata, Lepidosauria, Squamata, Gekkonidae. Gene Ontology annotation, biological process: translation. The transcript has 2 exons.
AUGACGUUUUACAUUCAUUUGCUUAUGAAUUCGCGAGUAUCCGCAGCGGGGCUCCACGCUUCUCCGAGGGCGCGAGACGAGGCCGCGUCCAGGGACUUCUUCGGCGGAGGCGGCGAAUCCCGGAAACAGUCGGGUUUUCUCCUGGUCGACCCCUGGAGGUUGGCAACCCGGCCAGCCUGCGCGCCGGAACCCACCAGAGGAGGAGCCCCGCCUCUUGAUGCCGCCUCUUCCGGCUCUUGGAACGCCCGGAAGCGGAAGAGCCCUCAUCCGGAAGCGCCGCUCUGGCCUUUGAAAACCCACUUCCUGUCUUCCUCCCGCCUCCUGCGGCGCCGCGCCCAAUCGGAAGAGGAGGGGCCUGAGUGGCGGGUGCGGUGGCCAACCAGAGAGGCGCAGUGGCUCUUCCCCUCCGGAAGUCGUCCUGGGCGCGGAAGGAGGCCUGAAGGGAGCGAGAGGCCCUCGGGGCUCCACAGCAGCCGCUUCUUUCUUCCCGGGCCUGGGAUGGCCUCCUUCGCCCGGCUGAGGGCCUUGGGGGCCCCCCUGCGCUUGGGUUCUUCUGCUGCCCUUCUUCAGCCUCCAGUGUUGGCUUCAGCAAGACCGGCAAGCGCCUCCAUGGCCACCCUCAACCAAAUGCACCGCUUGGGUCGCCACAAGUUGCCCCCUCCGAAGCCUGGCCUCUUGGAUGGAUGCCCGCAGCUGAAGGCGGUGGUGCUCAAGACGCUGAUCCGCAAGCCCAAGAAGCCCAACUCAGCCAACCGGAAGUGUGUCCGCGUCCGCCUUAGCACAGGCAAGGAGGCCAUUGCCUUCGUCCCUGGCGAGGGCCACAAUCUCCAGGAACAUAACAUUGUCAUGGUGGAGGGGGGUCGCACCCAGGACCUGCCUGGCGUCAAGCUCAAGGUGGUACGUGGCAAGUAUGACUGUGCCCAUGUUGGCAAGAAGAAGUGAGCUCGCGAGAGGGCCUCUUGACUGAGCCCUGCCCUCCCGUCACCACGUCUGACUGUGGCUUCCCGUUUUUUUUGGAAUGGCGUUAUAUCUGCUGGGGUGAAGACAGUUGAGUCAGAAUAAAGCAGCACCAAGGCUUGGGUUUCUCGUCUGGCACAGACUCGAGUGUGUUUCAGCCUCCAUCUGUCCAGCCUGUCUCUGACCUGUGUCAGUCUCAGCUGCAUGCAGUUUCUGUAGUUUCUCUGCCAUAAAACCUCAGUUUUGCUCAA